Rana temporaria (common frog) is the source of this 4401-nucleotide messenger RNA. It is a transcript of the gene SLC12A1, whose product is annotated as solute carrier family 12 member 1. The transcript has 27 exons. Bases 223 to 3489 code for a protein of 1088 amino acids. The record is from RefSeq and is a predicted model, not a curated record. Gene Ontology annotation, cellular component: membrane. Gene Ontology annotation, molecular function: sodium:potassium:chloride symporter activity. NCBI's taxonomy places the organism in Eukaryota, Metazoa, Chordata, Amphibia, Anura, Ranidae. Gene Ontology annotation, biological process: cell volume homeostasis; potassium ion import across plasma membrane; potassium ion homeostasis.
UAUUCUUUGAUAACUUAUCCAGUUCAGAUGCUGAUGCUAAGGCGUUGUAGCCGCCAUUCUGAAGACUGAAAGGUUGGUUCGGAGUCUGGACAACCUGGAACCUUUGUUGUGACCUGAAGGAGUUAUAAUGACCUUGUAACCAUCGUACAGGAAGUUCUGUACCACUAGCAUAGUGCAAAUCUUACAUAUCUCAAACAUAGUAGUACCACAGUGUCAUUCAUCAUGAAUAAUUCUCACACAUUUUCAGAUACAGAUCCCAUUAGCCCGACACGUUUUCAGGUCAAUGUAGUAAAUGAGGGCUAUGACAACCCUGUCUGUGAAGGAGAUAAAGAUCCACCGCAAUACGAGGAAACAUCUUUUUCUGGGGAAGACAAUGGGCUUAGAUUGAAUUAUGGGCAAGGAAAUAGGGAGAUGUACAACAGCAUCCUACACAAUGGAGACACCAUUAAGACAGAAGUAGGUUUGCAUCCUUAUGACACUCACAGCCACACAUACUACCUGAAAACAUUUGGACACAAUACCAUGGAUGCCGUUCCCAAGAUUGAUUAUUACAGAAACACUGGCAGCAUCUCGGGGAUAAAGCAAAGUCGCCCAAGCCUGGCAGAAAUCCAUGAGCAGCUGUCAAAGGAUGUUGCAGUCACCCCUGGAUCAUUUUCCAAUGGAGAAGGUGUCAUGAAUGAGGAAGAGCAAAAUCCAGAAGAACAAAAGGGUGGAUUUGUAAAGUUUGGAUGGAUAAAAGGUGUACUGGUCAGAUGUAUGUUAAACAUAUGGGGUGUGAUGCUUUUCAUUCGCCUUUCAUGGAUUGUAGGUCAAGCUGGAAUUGGUCUCGGAGUGGUCGUCAUAUCUCUCAGUGUGGUGGUAACCACAUUAACUGGUCUUUCUAUGUCUGCCAUAUGCACCAAUGGCAUAGUCAGAGGAGGUGGGGCGUAUUAUCUUAUAUCAAGAAGUCUAGGGCCAGAGUUUGGUGGAUCCAUAGGACUUAUUUUUGCCUUUGCCAACGCUGUGGCUGUAGCCAUGUAUGUGGUCGGAUUUUCAGAAACUGUUGUGGAGCUUUUAAAAGACAAUAAUGCAAUUAUGAUAGAUGAGGUAAAUGACAUCAGAAUUGUGGGCGCAAUAACAGUUGUCCUAUUGCUUGGCAUCUCUGUAGCUGGCAUGGAGUGGGAAGCAAAGGCUCAGGUUCUUCUGCUGAUCAUACUGCUCAUCGCCAUCGCCAAUUUUUUCAUCGGAACCGUUAUUCCUACUACAGAGGAAAAGAGAUCUCGAGGAUUCUUUAACUACCAAGCUUCAAUAUUUGCUGAAAACUUUGGACCGGACUUCAGGAGUGGAGAAGGCUUCUUCUCUGUCUUUGCCAUUUUCUUCCCAGCAGCUACUGGAAUUCUUGCAGGCGCAAAUAUUUCAGGAGACUUGGAGGAUCCUCAAAGUGCUAUACCCAAGGGAACCAUGCUUGCCAUCAUUAUCACAACUAUUGCUUAUCUGGGUGUAGCUAUUUGUGCAGCUGCCUCAGUAGUACGUGACGCCACCGGGAACAUCAAUGACACAAUCUCUUCCGCCUUAUACUGCAACGGGUCCGCCGCCUGCCAACUCGGCUAUGAUUUCUCCAUAUGUGAAACUCAGAAAUGUAACUACGGGCUGAUGAAUAACAUGCAGGUGAUGAGUAUGGUGUCUGGAUUUGGCCCUCUGAUUAUUGCUGGUAUUUUUUCAGCCACUCUAUCUUCUGCAUUGGCAUCUCUAGUUAGUGCACCCAAAGUAUUUCAGGCUCUCUGCAAGGAUAACAUUUACACAGCACUUCACUUUUUCGCUAAAGGACACGGAAAAAACAACGAGCCUAUCAGAGGAUACGUUCUUACCUUUGUGAUUGCAAUGGCCUUUAUCCUGAUUGCUGAACUGAACACCAUUGCCCCCAUCAUCUCUAACUUUUUCUUGGCCUCGUAUGCUUUGAUCAAUUUCUCCUGCUUCCAUGCUUCAUUUGCAAAAUCUCCAGGCUGGCGACCUGCAUUCAAAUAUUACAACAUGUGGGUGUCUUUGUUUGGAGCCAUGCUCUGCUGUGGUGUAAUGUUCGUCAUCAACUGGUGGGCAGCUGUCAUCACAUAUGGCAUAGAGCUUUUUCUGUAUAUUUAUGUGACAUACAAGAAACCAGAUGUAAAUUGGGGAUCUUCAACACAAGCUCUUUACUACACAAAUGCUUUAAACACUGCCUUGGAAUUAAACAUCAUAGACGAGCAUGUCAAAAAUUUCAGACCCCAGUGCUUGGUCUUAACUGGUGCACCAAUGACAAGACCAGCCCUUUUGGAUUUAGCUCACUCCUUCACCAGAAAUAUAGGAAUCUGUGUAUGCUGUGAAGUGUUUGUUGGGCCACGCAAGCAGGCUGUAAAAGAAAUGAACGGCGGGAUGCUCAGGAAGCAGACAUGGUUAAAUACAAACAAGAGAAAGGCAUUUUAUGCUGGCGUUGCUGCCGACUCCUUCAGAGAUGGAGUAAGAACCCUCCUGCAGGCGGCUGGUUUAGGCAGAAUGAAACCAAAUACCCUUGUGAUGGGAUUUAAGAAGGACUGGAGACAGGCCAGCGCUGUGGACCUGGCAAACUACGUGGGAUUAUUACAUGAUGCCUUUGAUUUUGAAUAUGGAGUUGUAAUCAUGAGAAUCAGCCAGGGAUUAGACAUCUCGGCAGUACUUCAAGCUCAAGAGGAAUUCCAGAGAUUGGAACAAGAAAGACUGACCCUGGAAGCCGCAGUUAGAGAAAGUGAAUUUCAAGAUGGGAAUAGUAAAUUCCGCCGAUUCUUCAGUAAAUCUUCCAAGUUAAAUCUCACAUCUCAACCUUCUAAAAAAGAUGUCAACACACUCCCAGCAAUGUCUGCUGGUGAAUACAACCAAAAACUUGUAGAAGCUAGUGGGCAGUUCAAGAAGAAGCAAGGCAAAGGCACAAUUGAUGUGUGGUGGAUUUUUGAUGAUGGAGGCUUGACUCUUCUUAUCCCACAUAUUCUGACCCUCAGAAAGAAAUGGAAGGACUGUAAACUGAGAGUUUUCAUUGGAGGAAAAGUGAACCGUAUUGAAGAUGAAAAACUAACGAUGGCAGCACUUCUGAGUAAAUUCCGUAUCAAAUUUGCAGAUAUAUACAUUGUUGCAGACAUUAAUACAAAGCCAAGUAAAGAAAGCUGGAAGUUUUUUGAAGAGAUGAUUGAACCUUACAGACUCCACGAAAGUGCCAAAGAUGUACCCACUGCUGAGAAAAUAAGAAGAGAAAAUCCAUGGAAAAUAACAGAUUCGGAGAUUGAAAUGUUCAAAGACAAGAGUUACAGACAAGUAAGACUUAAUGAACUUCUGCAAGAACAUUCCAGAUCUGCAAACCUCAUUGUAUUGAGCCUUCCCAUUGCAAGAAAAGGAACAGUAUCCGAUCAUCUUUAUAUGGCAUGGGUGGAAAUUCUCUCUAAAAAUCUUCCACCUGUGCUACUGGUUAGAGGAAAUCACAAGAAUGUACUAACUUUCUAUUCCUAACACUACACCUAUCUUCAUAAUAGAGUUAACAUUCAUUGUAUUCAAAGUGCCUAACCGGAUCUCUAAAAUGUAAACUAUAAGAGUAAAGUGCUAAAGUAAAGCCAGAAAAAAAAGAACGUUUUUGAUCUUAAGAAAAAAUCAUAUUUAAUAUUAUAUUCACUAAAUUGAUGAGACUGCCUAAUAUGAUCAUCAAAACCAAAAUCUUGUUUUCAAAGUGCAAAUUACCAUUGUUAAAUUUUAAUAUUCUACUGCUUUGAUAAUAUAUUUUACUGCAUUCGUCUAUUACAUGUAAAGUGGGUUUUUAGAUCAGCUUUCUUUAAUAGCAUAAUAUAUUCAUUGUAAACUCUGAAUUAUAUUUUAUAUUUUUAGGAUACUCUAGCUAGAUAUGUAUCCAUGAGAAUGCGAGCAGCACAAUUAUUAAACACAAAGCUUUUCUCGGUUGGCCUUUGAGAACCUUGCUUUAAUGGAAAAAAUAACCAGUAUGCAUGACAGACUUCUGAUUGGCUCUUCUUAGUCACAUGCAGUUCAGUGCAAUCGUUUUUGUUUUGGCAAUACAUACACAGAGAAAUAUGAAGAAAUUGUUAUAUCUUAUCCUUCAUAAACGGCAUGCGCAUUAUAAACUUUAAGUGCAAUUUCGAUCUUUAUCCAAACUGUACAAUCAUUAAAAAAGUUUCAAAUUUCUACAGUAGAUCCACUUUAAAAGCAGACAUACAUUUUAAAUAUGUGUAAAGAAAAAUAUAUUUAAGUUAUUUUCUCGUGCUCAUUAAAUCUUUAAUUUCCUCUUGAGGCAUUUUCGGUCUCACUUUUAUGUUUACUAUAUUUGAUUUGAUGUUUUCCAUCUAGAAUGCAUUGUAAUACCUUCAUUUGUCUUUCUGUUGAAAAACAAAUCAAUAAAAAUUAUAAAACUUGUAA